GGGGCCGCCAUCUUGUGCCCUCCCGAUGAAUGAGCGGCAUCGCCGAGGAGCGAGUUCAUCCGGUCUGGCCCGCGGCCUCGUCGCUCAGCGUGGCCGGUCAUGGAGUCCUGCCUCGCCAGCCUGUUCCUCUUGCUCUGCUUGGGGCGCGCCUUGGCUGCCCCGGAGCUGCUGAAUGAAGAAGUGAAGCGGACCAUAGACCUGAGCACGCACCUGGCCAAAGUGACGGCCGAACUGAGCUUGGCCAACCCCUCAGGGAGCGCCGGGGCUGCCUCCUCUUUCCUCCUGGCUUUGGAGCCCGGCCUGGAGAGCCGUUUGGCGUACUUGGGGGUGCAGGUGAAAGGUGAAGAAGAGGAGGAGAAUACUUUGGAGGUGAAGGAGACAAAGGUUAAAAGUAAAAGUGGAAGAGUCUUCACUGUAAAACUGCCUUCUCCUCUGGCUCCAGGAGCAAAAAUUCGCCUAUCUGUGGAAACAGUGUUUACUCAUGUCCUGCAGCCGUAUCCAACACACAUCACGCAGGCAGAGAAGCAGUUUGUAAUUUUUGAGGGCAAUCACUAUUUUUAUUCUCCAUAUCCGACCAAGACCCAAACUACUCGUGUGAAACUGGCUUCAAGAAAUGUGGAAAGCUACACCAAGCUAGGCAAUCCCAGCCGGUCAGAAGACAUGAUUGAAUAUGGACCCUUCAAAGAUAUGCCACCAUAUAGUGAGGACACCCUUAAGGUACACUAUGAAAACAACAGCCCAUUCCUGACUAUCACAAGUAUGACACGCAUCAUUGAAGUUUCACACUGGGGCAAUAUUGCUGUUGAAGAGACCAUUGACUUAAAGCAUACUGGAGCUGUACUCAAAGGGCCUUUCUCCAGAUAUGACUACCAAAGGCAGCCAGACAGUGGGAUAUCUUCUGUGAAAUCUUUUAAGACUAUUCUUCCUGCUGCUGCUCAAGAUGUCUAUUACAGAGAUGAAAUCGGCAAUAUAUCUACCAGUCAUCUUCUUGUCCUGGAUGACUCUGUGGAGAUGGAGAUUCGUCCUCGUUUCCCUCUGUUUGGGGGUUGGAAGACCCACUACAUUAUUGGUUAUAACCUGCCUAGCUAUGAAUACCUCUUUAAUCUUGGUGAUCAGUAUGCUCUGAAGAUGAGAUUUGUUGACCAUGUGUUCGAUGAGCAAGUUACAGACUCACUGACUGUGAAGAUAAUUCUUCCAGAAGGUGCCAAGAAUAUCCAUGUAGAUAGUCCAUAUGAAAUCAUGCGGGCACCUGACGAGCUUCAUUAUACCUACUUGGACACAUUUGGCCGCCCAGUCAUUGUAGCACACAAGAGCAACCUAGUAGAGCAGCACAUCCAGGAUAUUGUGGUGCACUACAACUUUAACAAGGUCCUGAUGUUGCAAGAGCCUCUGCUGGUAGUUGGAGCAUUUUACAUCCUGUUUUUUACCGUGAUUCUCUACGUGAGGCUUGACUUCUCCAUCACUAAGGAUCCAGCAGCAGAAGCUAGGAUGAAGGUUGCCUGCAUUACAGAGCAAGUUCUUACCCUGGUGAACAAGAGGCUUGGUCUGUAUCGUCAUUUUGAUGAAUCUGUGAAUAAGUACAAGCAGUCACGGGAUAUAUCCACCCUGAACAGUGGCAAAAAAUCUCUGGAGACGGAACACAAGGCCUUAACCAGUGAAAUAUCUUCAUUGCAAUCAAAACUGAAGGCAGAAGGCUCUGACUUGUGUGACAAAGUCAGUGAAAUUCAGAAACUUGAUAGCCAAGUUAAGGAGCUGGUUCUGAAAUCCUCCGUGGAGGCUGAGCGGCUGGUAGUUGGCAAGCUGAAGAAGGAUACGUACAUAGAGAAUGAGAAGUUGCAUUCCAACAAGCGGCAGGAGCUGAUCACCAAAAUCGACAACAUCCUGGAUGCGCUAUAACCUGGAAGUUGUGUUUUUGUUAAUGGGGGAAACAGGUGUAAAGGCUGUUAAACAGGCAUGCUGAGCCACUCUGAGAUGGGGAAAUGAUAGGGGGUGGGGGAGGUCACUGGCUUAUAAAAUAGGGGCAAAGGAGAAUUUUUGGAAGUUGCUUUUUAAAAAAAUUGGAAUAAUUAUUUUAGGGUCUGUUUAAGAUGCCUACUACUUGGGAGAGAUAUGGCAUAAUGUGCCUUGUACUUAUUGUAACCCUGGUCCUUCUGUAAAGGGCAAAGUGUUAGCAAAAUGAUUUCACAGUCUUCUUUGUUGAUGUGCUGAAGGAAGCCUUUAGUUAUCAGUAGGCAAGUGUGCAUCCAGGCCCUCUGCUGGCACUAAAAGUCUCAACCGGACAGAAUAAAUACAAGUGAGUUGUUCAGAGGUUUGGUGGAAAAUGCUCUUUUGGCCUUUGAAGUUAUAGUUUUUUAUAUUUUGGAGAUGGGGUAUGAAAGAACUUGAACAAAUGAAUUUUUGUACACAAUUGUUGCAGAAGUUGAGAUUCUGACACCUGAAUUUUCUGAGCCUCUUUAAAAUUACAGCAUCAGGUAGAGUCCAGUGCAGGUGAAGGGUAGGGGUGAGAUGAAUUUGCUUAUAAGCCUGUGCUUUUCCUCUGAUGGGUUUUCCCUUUUUUUAAAAAAACAACUUGUAGAAAAGACCAAACUGAAAUAAAGUUUAUGUCUGUCUGC
This is a messenger RNA of Sphaerodactylus townsendi, 2612 nucleotides long. It is a transcript of the gene RPN1, whose product is annotated as ribophorin I. Bases 100 to 1896 code for a protein of 598 amino acids. NCBI's taxonomy places the organism in Eukaryota, Metazoa, Chordata, Lepidosauria, Squamata, Sphaerodactylidae. Gene Ontology annotation, cellular component: oligosaccharyltransferase complex; membrane. The record is from RefSeq and is a predicted model, not a curated record. The transcript has 10 exons.